UCGAAGUAAAGAUGAUGUGGAGUCUAGUAAUACCAUUGGUAUUGCUGUUGCCACUGGCUUCCAGCUACAACUACUGCCACAACAAGACCCACAGGUGUAUCCUGGAGCACAAGGAGCACUUCAUGUGCCGGCUGGGCAAGUUUCCUGUGUACGGCGAGCGGACCAAGUUUCAUGCCAUUGUUCCGUCCACCCGCAAAUUUGAAUCUAUUAUAUUGGAAAUCCUGAAUAAUUUACGAAACUCGUUGGCUGGCGGGGAGUUGAGGACGAAUGCCAAUAAGACGUUCGCGAAGGCGAAGAGGAUGCGGAGGCUCAUGUGGGAUAGGGAACUGGCGCACAUGGCACUCUCCCAUGCCUCCACAUUGUCCUUCAAGCACUCGGAUUGCCGGUCCACCAAGAGAUUUCCCCAUGUCGGCGAAUGCCUUGCUGUGGUGGCCCCCAAGGAUAAGCUCAGUAUCACGGAGAUUUGUAAGAGGGCGAUCCACUUGAUGUUCGACGAAUAUAAGAACGUUACGGCACCGAGAAAACUUCUUAAGCGGUUCGACCCCGUCAGGGACUACUACGUGGGACACUUCACUACCAUUAUCAGCGAUCGGGUAUCUCGCGUGGGCUGUGGCAUUGCCGUGGCCUCCAACUGCCGCCAGGAGUCGUUCAUCAAAUUUUGCCAUUUUGUGACCUGCCACUUCGACUUUAACAACGUGGAGAGUUCGUAUGUCUAUAAGGCUGGGGAUCCCUGCUCUUCCUGCGAUGACUGGGGAACACAUGGCAGCGAUAGGUAUCCCAAUCUGUGCAUGAACACUGGAGUCCUUUUUCCGCCGGAUCAAGGCGACCAUGGUGAUUGAAAGGCCUUUUGUGAGGUGUUUAAUAUAUUCGUACAUUUAUAUAUUUUCGUAUGCUCUUGCCUAGGGGUUCCGAAGCACAGGAGACAAACUUUGAAUACCUUCCAGAACCCAAAAUACAAUCCUUACAAUUCCUA
Molecule: messenger RNA, 973 nt
Organism: Drosophila rhopaloa
Lineage: Eukaryota; Metazoa; Arthropoda; Insecta; Diptera; Drosophilidae
Product: scoloptoxin SSD976-like
Exons: 4
Coding region: 12-839 (275 amino acids)
Source: RefSeq, a predicted model, not a curated record